AUGCCGGAUAAGGUGCUGCUGGUGGGACCCGUGCAUGGGCGGCUGUUGGAGCUCGUGUCCAAAACGUCGGCUAUUCAGGCCAAGCACGGUCCGUUUGCCGCGCUCUUCAUCGUCGGCGACCUCUUCGCCUCCACCCCCACCGACGACAUCCUCAAGCAGCAGUCCGACCUGCUCGCAGGCACUCUUUCGCUGCCGAUCCCAACGUACUUCUACCAGGCCCUAGGUAGCCUUCCUGCCGAUGUCGUGAAGCGGAUCAGCGAAGUCCGCGCGAGCAGCUCCAACGGGCUCGUUGCACUGACGGAGCAGCUGCACUGGGCAGCCGGCAAGAGCGGCGUGUUCACCACCGCGCAAGGGCUGCGCGUUGCGUUCGUAGCGGGCAACUGGGACGCAGGUGCCUUUGCCUCCGAUGGCGGGCUGGGCGACUUUGAUGCGGGAGACUGGCACGAGUCCCCAACACAGAGAGAGGAGGACGAGAAGACGACCUACAUCACCCCGAGCACGGUACGCAGGUUGCUGGCACAUCCGUCAUUCCGUCUUCCGAAGCCGAGUGUAGAGGAAGAGGGGUCUACGUCGGUAGCGAAGGAAGGCACGCUUGCAUCGGCACGUGCGAGUGCGUCGGCGGAGCAAGCACGGGCCGCACGCCAGGGUGCCGCGCUCGAGAUGCUGCAGCAGCGGCCAGCGCUCGAUCUGCUGCUCACCAACACCUGGCCUGCGGGCGUCACGCUCUUUGCCACGGGCGCAGAUGCUGAUGCGGGGCUGCCGGAUCCGACUGCACGCACAUGGGGCUCGCCCGUCAUCGCGCGGCUGGCAGCACACGCGUGUGCGCGAUACCACUUUGCGCUCGCGCCAUCACCCGACAGCCCCGACCUGCCCGUCGGAAUCCAGGAGGCCACGCUCAACAUGGGUGCAUUUUGGGAGCGUGCGCCGUACACGACGGAUCUGGCGAGCUACUUGCCUGCGCCCGUGCGCGCGCCACUGCGCAGCGUAACGCGCUUUGUGAGUCUGGCGACGUUUGGCAACAGCGGCAAGCGGCGCUGGUUUGUGGCGCUCAACCUGACGCCUGCCGACGAGCAGGGCGCUGUGGUGGUGCCGCCCAACGCAACGCCGAGCCCGUAUGCGAUGCCCAAGGCAGCAAAGCAGGCCAAACGCACACAGCCCGCCGAGGAGGAGCAGAAUUUCAGGUUUGGCGAAGCGGGGCGAAAGCGUGCGAGGGCAGAUGGAGAUGCACCGCCCCCCGGCUAUGUGUGUCGCAUCUGCGGUGUUGAGGGGCACUUCAUCCGCGCGUGUCCGUCCAAGACCAACGCCCAACCAGCAGCAUCCACGGAGGAGGGGGCGGGAAAGAUCGAGCUGCCCAUGGGGCUGCCAUCGAAGCCGUCGUUCGCGCAGGGCGGGCGACAAAUGAUCCCCGUCGGACCGGCCAACUGCUGGUUCUGCCUCUCCAACCCCUCUGUCGAAAAGCAGCUCAUCGUGACGAUCGGCUCGGCCUCAUACCUCGUUCGACCCAAAGGGCCUUUCAUCCACCCAUCGGCCAACGAGAUCCCGCACACGGGCGCGCACUUUAUCAUCGUCCCUCUCGCUCACGUUGCUGAUCUUCUUCCCGGCUCCCACCCCGUGCACGGUGGGCAGGGUGAUGAUGGCGAAAAAGCGUCGAUUCGGAGCGAGGUCGAGUCGACCAAGGCUGCGGUUCGCGCCGUGUGGGCUAGGGAGGGACAUGUGAUGCUCGAAUGGACACUGGUGCGCGUACGCACCAGCCCGCGCAUGACGCACUUCCAAACCCAACUUCUCGCGCUCAAAUGCUCCAUCGACGUCGCACAGAAGCUCGACGACGCUCUCGAGGCCCAAGCCAACACCGCCAAGACUGCGGUACUGCGAUCCGACGCCGCAAGGGAGUACUUUGACCAGACGCAUACGGAGGAUAGAGGUGACGAUGGGUAUUUGCAUAUCAAGCUGCAUGCGCAAGAGGAGAGAGAGUGGCUCGUUCCGCUCUACACGUCUACGCGCUUUCCGGUGCAGUUCGUGCGGGCUACGCUUGCGGCUGCGCUGGAGCUGCCACAGCUCGCUGACUGGAAGGCGUGCACAGGUGAUGCUGAUGCCGAGCAGGAGCGACACGAUUCCGCCGCUCUUCGUGCCAUGCUCUCCUGA
This is a messenger RNA of Moesziomyces antarcticus, 2142 nucleotides long. Its product is annotated as nuclear protein. The transcript has a single exon. The record is from RefSeq and is a predicted model, not a curated record. Gene Ontology annotation, cellular component: post-mRNA release spliceosomal complex. Lineage: Eukaryota; Fungi; Basidiomycota; Ustilaginomycetes; Ustilaginales; Ustilaginaceae. Gene Ontology annotation, molecular function: zinc ion binding; RNA lariat debranching enzyme activator activity; nucleic acid binding. Gene Ontology annotation, biological process: mRNA splicing, via spliceosome. Bases 1 to 2142 code for a protein of 713 amino acids.